AAAAUAAAACUAUCAAUGACAGAAUCGUUUUAACGCACGAAACCAAAAAGCAAAAACAUAAUGUAACACGAGACACGUAUUCAGAACGUAUCUUACAGGAGGAGACACGUAUUCAGGGCAAAUGGCCGAGUUGAGCAUCAACACUCUGGAAUCUGGUUUCAAAACACUGGGCGUCAUAAUAGGCAGGCCAACAAUUACGUUUACGUUCAAUGUCAACCAUAUGCUGAAUCACACAAUAGACGACAAUAAAUGACUUUGUUUUGAGAUCUUCAAACCUAACCCUGAGGCUCUACUGCAGGCAACUUUGACACAAGCACACUCAAAUACGAUGGUCGGCGAGUUACCAGAAAUGAUUCACGAUCAUUACUUGAAUAUGCCUGAAUUGACUGAACUUGUAUAGCCUUCGUACGAAUCAUAAGUUAGCCACAUGGUGGGUAACGUAAAAUAGUUAUCAUGGACACGAAAAUAAUAAUAGUGGGAAUUAUAAUUCUUUGCAACUCUAAGUUAUGUAAUAUGCAAUGCACGUUUAGUGCCAACUGUAAAGGCAGACUGAGGAACGGAAAAGACCCUUAUCCAAAGCGAGACGACUGGAAUCACCCUGCAUGGCUGCCUAUCCCAAAUGAAUCAGAUGCGUUUGUUGAUCUAAUCUUUCUCAUGGAUGGUUCCGGAUCAAUUUCUGAAUAUGACUUCAAAAACACAAUGUUUUGGCUAAACUCAAUAUCACGUGGUUUCGACAUAUCAAAAGGAACGUUUCAGAUCGGCGUUGUGCAAUAUUCUCACUGGUACAGAACAAGGACACCAGAUAAUCAACAGCUCAUGAAAACGGAGAUUAAACUUGGAUCUUGCUUAGAUUAUGAAUGUCUGAAAAAUCAAAUAAAUGCUGUGAAGCUCAUGGGUUAUACCACGUAUACCGGAUUUGCCAUAAAUAAAACCGUGAAUGAAGAUUUUCGAAAUUCAAUAAAUUUCGAUAAAUCCCUUAAAAUUCUCGUUUUGUUGACGGAUGGAACAUCUAAUGAUGACGUAAUCCAUUCGUCCAAUUAUGCAAGAAGUCAAAACGUCACGAUAUUUGCGAUUGGAAUCGGACCUUAUUACUAUAUUGAUGAGCUGAAACUGAUCGCAACGGGAGAUACCAGAAGUAGUUUGCGACUGUAUGUACUGGAAAAUUUCGAUCGACUGCCCAGUAUUACUGAUAGCUUGCGAAGUGAAAUCAAAUCAUAUUAUGUCCAUUAUGUCUGUCCUCCACUACCACUACCUAUACAUGCCUCGAUGGAAUGCUCUAAUCUCAAUGAUAUUGGCUCAAAAUGCACUACUUCGUGCAACUACGGUAAAUUCAAGUUAUUUGGCGACGGCACAAGAUAUUGUCAUGUGACUAGACCUGGUAUAAAAUGGUCUGGAGAACCGGCGUCAUGUGGAAUGUGCAAAGAAAAAUUCGACCUGUUGGUGAUAUUGGAUUCGUCUUCCAGUGUCACCUGCGAAGGAUUUGAAUUGGCAAAACAAUUUGUUGCGACUUUAAUCGACGCGUUAAAUGUCGGCCCGUCCGGCGUACAAGUUUCUUGCUUAAGAUAUUACAUGGAUGUACAUGAAGAAUUUUCUUACGACGAAUACGUGACAAAACACAGUUUAAUUGAGGCAAUGUUAAACAUCGGAUAUUGUGGUAAAGGAACAAGAACUGGUGAAGCAUUGCAAUAUGCAGUCGACAAUCAGUUUUCACAAAAAUCCGGAAGACGAGGUAAUGACGUUCCACAUAUUACAUUGCUCAUCACAGACGGGGAAGCAAGAGAUAAUAUAACAGGUCCUGCACUUAAAUUGAAGAGCUUGUCAAAAGUAUAUCCCAUUGGAGUGAAGAAUGCCAGUCCAAAUGAUUUGAGGCAAAUUUCAUCUGAUGAAAAUGUAAUGGACAUUUUAGCAGAGUAUGAAGAUCUAAUGAAUGUUACACUUGUGUGGGACAUCGCCAACAAAUUCUGUGAAGCUGUUAGAGAGAUUAAAGAUACAUUAUGUGACAAGCUAAAGUUAAAAGUACCAUUUGGGGAGAUAGAGAAUAAAAAUGAAAGUGAUCGAAAUAUUGUGUUUACAACUGUUGGAACCACAUUUACUCUUUCAUGCUUUAAGGGCUAUAGAACAAUAGGAGAAGGAAUUGCAUUUUGUGGGUAUGAUGGUAGCUGGGAAAAGACUAGUUGGGAAUGUAUAGAAAAAGGUUGCGAGACUCUUUCGGAACAAAAUGAAGUCAUUGUCUCGUGUACUGAAGGUGAUAGAAUAGGUUCUAGUUGCACAACUCGAUGUAAGCCAGGAUAUGAAAUUGUUCCAUCAUCCAACCCUGAAGAUGAAAAAUUAUGUGAGAAAGGAAACAACACAAUAUUAUCCUGCUUCCACACUUGCGAAAGAACACAAAACAGUGGCCCAAAAUGGGAUUCUGAAAGUGUACAAUGUCAAAAAACUAGCAGUUGCAGAAAAGGAACCUGUAAAUAUGGAAGUAAAUGCUUGAAAGACAGUGAUGAUGAAUUUUAUUGCAGUUGUACAGCAGGAUACACCGGUCUGUUCUGUGAAACUGAGAUUAAGGAAUGUGAAAAUGUUGAUUGUAACAGAGGAGUAUGCGUUGAUCUAAUCAAUGACUAUCAAUGCAAAUGCAAUCCAGGUUUCCAUGGAACUCACUGUCAGUUGAAUAAAAAUGAAUGUCUUUCACGUCCCUGUAAACAUGGUGGAGAUUGUGUUGAUGGUAUCAACAAUUACACUUGUAUAUGUGAUAACACAGGAUGGACUGGACGAAAUUGUGAAGAAGCUGUGAACGAAUGUCACUCAAAUCCUUGCAUGAAUAAAGGUUUUUGCAGAGAUAGAAUUGGGUAUUAUGAAUGUGAAUGCCAACCAGGAUUUGAAGGAAAACUUUGUGAAACAAAUAUUGAUGAUUGUGCCUCUUCACCUUGUAUAACUGAAAAGUCUGAAGAUUGCAUUGACAAGAUUGCUGGGUUUGAAUGUAUUUGUGUAAAUGGCUAUGAAGGUAGUACAUGCCACAUGGAUGUAGAUGAAUGUCUUGAUGAUCCUUGUGGAGAAGGAGGGAGAUGUAGUAACUCAGUUGGAUCAUUCAUAUGUAAAUGUGCUGUUGGAUAUAGAGGGGAUCUGUGCGAAACAAUAAUUGAUUACUGUGAUCCAGAUCCAUGUAGUAAUAAAGGGAAAUGUGUAAAUUAUAUUGGGUCAUCCAAAUGUGACUGCUUAGCUGGAUAUACAGGAUCAAAAUGCAAUUUCGAUAUAGAUGAAUGUAUAGGAAAUGCUUGUAGGAAUGGAGUCUGUGAAGAUGGAGUGAAUGAAUAUUCAUGCAGUUGCCACCCUGGCUUUAAUGGUCGUUAUUGUCAGUUUGACAUAAAUGAAUGCUUAUCAAGUCCAUGUGGUGAAAAUGGAUAUUGUCAAGAAAAUAAACCAGGCUCUUACAGGUGUGAUUGUAAAGUAGGUUAUGCAGGUACAAAUUGUGAUGAGAACAUAAAUGAAUGUGUAUCCUCGCCUUGUCAAAAUGAUGGAACGUGUAUAGACGGUAUAGCAAAAUUUACCUGUGAUUGCAAAAAAGGAUUUCAAGGAACGUAUUGCGCUAAAGACAUCAAUGAAUGUGGAAAUAUUGAAAAUGUUUGUGGAAUACAUGGCAAUUGUGUAAAUACAUACGGCUCAUAUUUUUGUAAAUGUGAUAAUGGAUUUGAAGGAGAAGGCUGUGAAAUUAACAUUAAUGAAUGUGGAGAACAUGAAUGUAAAAAUGGAGCACAGUGUAUUGAUGGGGAUAACGAAUACAAAUGCAAAUGUCGUGUUGGAUUUGCUGGCAAAUUUUGUAAUCAAAAUAUUGAUGAUUGUUUACCAAAUAUAUGCAAAAAUGGCGCUACUUGUACUGAUUUGAUCAAUGAUUAUAAGUGCAAUUGUAAACAAGGAUAUGCUGGAAAAAGAUGUCAAAUACAGAAUGAUGCUUGCCUUUCCUUUCCAUGCAAAAACGGAGCUGAAUGCAUGACCGAGGAAGUUGGUUACCGUUGUGAAUGUCUUCAUGGAUUUGAAGGUAAAAAUUGCAAUAUUGAUAUUGAUGAAUGUGAAACAGAACCGCCAUUGUGUGGUCAGAACGGUAUCUGUGUCAAUCGUUAUGGGAGUUUUGACUGCGUUUGUAGCAAAGGAUAUCAAGGCAUAUUUUGUGAUGAAAAGCUCUGUUCACUUCCCGUAAAUACAUCUGUAUUAGGUGAAAUGAGUUGUACAGAUGGUGUUAUUCCUGGUUCAGAAUGUACUAUAUCGUGUCCGGAGGGCUACAGAGUGAAAGACAGUCGUUCAAAUCCUAGGAUUAAAUACAUCACAGAAUUAAAUACUGAAUGUAUCAAUGGCAGCUGGGAGAAUGCCUCAUUUUAUUUCUCUGGUUCUCCUCCUAAAUGGCAAUGUGAAACAAUGACUUGUGCACCGCUGGAGAAACUCAGUGUUCAAGGGCCUCUGAAAUAUCACAGGGUUGACUUGUUGAAACAUUAUCAAAAUGAGGUACACAAAAUCAACUGUAGUAAUGGUACAAGUGUCGGUUCUGAAUGUACUCUUGAAUGCCAUGAAGCAUUUGUUAUUGGUGCAAAAUUAUCACACAGAAGGCGUUGUAACAAAGAUGGAUCGUGGUCUGGUUCAAGAUGGAGAUGUGUACAAAGAAAAUGUUUUCAUCCAAAAACAAUAGGCAAUAUUGACUCGUUAUCCUGCUAUAGUCGUAUUAACCAAUUGCAGAGUGAGGAUGACAGAUUCAAACCAGGUUCCACAUGCACUUUGAAAUGCUUGAAAAAUUUUGAAGUUAUUGGAGCCCAAAAUAAGACUUGCAGUGGAAAUUACAAUUGGGAACCAGAUGGUAUUUGGGAAUGUCGUGAGCGAAAAUGUCCCACUUUGCUUCCAGCAAUCAGUAACGGACGUUACCUAUGUGGAGACAGUGCUCGACCAGGAUCUGUGUGCAGUGUUAUCUGCAACUCAGGAUUUGUGCAGGAUGACAGAAAUGUUCGUCGUAUUAUUUGUGAAGAAAGAGAUGGAAAAAUGGUCUGGAAUCUUGUGGGAAACAAAGGUCUUAUUUGCAUACACAGUGAAUGUGAAUCUUCAUUCAACCUUGCAACACUUGAAACCACUGGAACAAAUUUAUUGUCAGUGCCACAAUUUCCUUAUCGAGAUCAAGUAAUAAGAAAAGAGAAUAGAACUCUUCCAAAAGCAUGUAAUUCUAAGGCAAUUAUUGGAAUGAACAUAACCAAGGAACAUUCUGUGACAAUGCAACUUUGGUAUGGUGGAAUAAUCGCUGGUUAUCAUACUGUUCUGACUACAUUUCCUGACACAAAUGGUCAUGAUGCUCGGUCACCAUCAGAAGAACAUUUGGUUACUGGAGUUGGACGACAGUUGUCAUCAUCUGGAUUUCAAAGCCAAAACAAUCCUCUCGGAAUAGCAGUAAAUAUAUUGCCUGUGAUUGUUGUUCCGAAUUCAAGAGCUACAGUUAAAUUAACUUUUAAUGAGUGGACUUGGAUGUCAAAAGGUGGAGACUGGACUGGUAAAAUACAUGGCAGUGCUAGUAACAACCAAUCUUGGUAUAUGGUGUAUCUUGGUAUGAAUCGAGUACCAAAUACUAGAGAAUACUACGACCGAUACAGGAAUGGCACUGGGCUUUGUUAUGUUUGUUUGAACAAGAAUUAAAUAUAUUAGCAAGUAUGCUUUGAAUAUUUUUAUUACAGUUCUGCAGAAUUCUUAGACCACUAAAAAUGAAGACACCGUUUCCUGAUAUCAGUAAUUGAUUUAAGCACUCAUCUAAAUCUUGUGCAGCUUGUCACAAAACUGAUUU
Molecule: messenger RNA, 5797 nt
Organism: Styela clava
Lineage: Eukaryota; Metazoa; Chordata; Ascidiacea; Stolidobranchia; Styelidae
Molecular function (GO): calcium ion binding
Source: RefSeq, a predicted model, not a curated record